AUGCUGUCAAUCAGAAGGCGCGAGUGUCCCCGGGGGGGCUCCCGACGGGGCGGGUGCGCCCCGAUCUGCGCGGGGCGCCGGCACCCAAGGAGCGACUCGUCGUCCGGCUCCGCUCAGCCUGCCGGCAGGCGGGGCGCGCUAGGUCGGGGCGCCCCGAAUCCCCCCACCCCGCACGGACCCCAGCCGCCGCCGCCACCCCCACCCCCCGCUCCGGUGCCGCUCGGCCGGGUGAUCGCCGCCGCAGCCCUGGACCCCCGCGCCUCGCCGACCCGGGGCGGGGUGGGCGGGACCCCUGCGCACCCCGAGGCAGGCCGGCGGGACCCGCCCCGCUCCCGCCGCGGAGUAGCGUCGUCCCCGAGGGCGCGCCGAGGGGGACCGGACACCGGCCCGGGACCUCCCAGCGUCCCGACUUCCCUGGGAACGCGCUGUGCCAGCCAAAUAGGGUCCCCUGGUCACAGUGAGUCACCCCUUCGUGUGCCCUUCGGGGACGUGUCCUGGCACGUUCCCGAGGGCCGGGACACAGCCCGCGCUGACCUCAGCGCCCAGCGGGGUGGAGGACACCGCGGUCCAGGGCACCUGGACAUCAGGGGCCGGGGCCCGGGCGGCGCCGAUUGGAUCCGAGGGCCGAUCCGGGUCCCCGAUGAACUUGCUCUGCUCCGCGUCCCCCAUCACUCCGGGUCCCCCCGGGUCCCCACGCCUCGACCGAGCGGCGCCCCCCCUCGGAUCUCCCGGCCGGCCCGCUCCGCGCCGCCCCUCGCCCUCCGGGGUCUCAAGAGCCGCCGAGUAGAACUGGAGAUCCCUCCGACUCCUGAUCCCUCGGUCGCCGCCGAAUCCCCCAGGGUGAGGGGGCUCGGUGACCGUCACCCAACCCACGCCCGCGGGCGCACACCCAGCGCGCCGGACCCACGCCCGUCGUUCACCUGCCGCGGGAACACCUGUGACACCGCGCGGACGCGGCAUCCCAGGACCCCCCCCCCCGCCCCGUACGCGGACACACAGGGACCCGCGGGGCGCCGCCCGGAGCCGCGGCCCAGGCUGCUGCGUCCCGUGCCCUCACCUGCUCCAAGGUCUCAGUUGUUCGGGGUGAAUCCGGGGCGCGCGCGACUACGGCCACUCCAAGCCCCAGCUCGCCAGCUGCUCACUCACCGGCUGCGCCCAGCGCACCGCGCACUUAAAGCCUCGGCCACGCCCCUGGAGGCGGGGCCUGAUGUCUCGUAUGCACAGGCCACGCCCCCGGGGAGACCCGAAGCCUCAAACACAUCGGCCACGCCAGGAGGCGGGACCAGGCGCCUCGCUUAUAAACAGGCCACGCCCCCCGGGUAG
Dipodomys spectabilis (banner-tailed kangaroo rat) is the source of this 1323-nucleotide messenger RNA. RefSeq names its product WAS/WASL-interacting protein family member 3-like. The coding region runs from base 1 to 1323 and encodes 440 amino acids. The transcript is spliced from 2 exons. Lineage: Eukaryota; Metazoa; Chordata; Mammalia; Rodentia; Heteromyidae. The record is from RefSeq and is a predicted model, not a curated record.